CGUUUACGACGUCGUAUAACGCAACGUACGUACGUACACACACGUACUCGCGGACUCGUACACACGCACGCACACGAUCUUUUUCACACACACGUACGUCGAGCAAUUCGUGUGCGCGUUGCUGGUGGAACCGAAUCUCACCAGCUCUACACGACGAUAAUACAAUACACACACACACGAUACAUGUAACAAUAUAUUCGCGUUGCAUAUAUUUUUUUUUUUUAAUAAAUCGCGACAAUACGCGUUUUGAUAGCGCUCAUACCGUUCCGGGCGAUCCGUUUUUUUUUUUGUUGCGCACGAGACCCAUAACCAACACAACCAAUAUAACCAAAUCGUCGUAAAAUGGCGUUGAAAAGAAUCAAUAAGGAACUUCAAGACUUAGGAAGAGAUCCACCAGCACAAUGCUCUGCAGGUCCUGUAGGAGAUGAUUUAUUUCAUUGGCAAGCAACAAUUAUGGGACCACCGGAUAGCCCAUAUCAAGGUGGUGUGUUUUUUUUAACCAUCCAUUUUCCUACGGAUUACCCAUUUAAACCUCCAAAGGUUGCAUUCACGACUAGAAUUUAUCAUCCGAACAUUAACAGUAAUGGUAGCAUUUGUCUUGAUAUUCUACGGUCUCAAUGGUCACCGGCCUUGACUAUAUCAAAAGUUUUGUUGUCUAUUUGCUCUUUGCUAUGUGAUCCAAAUCCAGAUGACCCGCUUGUUCCCGAGAUAGCUAGGAUAUAUAAAACAGACAGAGAAAAGUACAAUGAACUAGCCAGAGAAUGGACCCGCAAAUAUGCGAUGUGAUGGUUGUUUCAAAAUAUGUUGCCUGUCCACACGUCAUCAGUUAAAUCAGACAAACAUUCUUUUUUUUCACCCUGUACAACUUCAAAAAGAUCAAUAAUACACUUUCAAUAUCCAACUCAUCUGGUAAAAAUAAAAAAUGAUGAAUCACACUAUUGGAAAGUACUUUUUAGUAUGAUUUUGAAAAUAUUUUAUUCAUAAUGCCUACAUAUAUUAUUUUUUUUUUACUUAUCACUUUGUCAAAAAGUUCAAUAUUGAAUGUGUAAGUGUCUCAUAAUAUAGAGAACAAAUUAAAAAUAACAUGGUGUUUAUUUAGUAGUUAACUUUAAUAAUAAUAAUGCAUAUUUUUUCGGGAAAAAGUGUAAUAUAUACAUGUGCUGGUGGCGAUUUAUAACUGCCUUUACCUACCCAACAAUAAUUAUAUAAUAUAUAUAGUUUUUCAUUAUUUAUUUUAUUA
Molecule: messenger RNA, 1240 nt
Organism: Sipha flava (yellow sugarcane aphid)
Lineage: Eukaryota; Metazoa; Arthropoda; Insecta; Hemiptera; Aphididae
Gene: eff
Product: ubiquitin-conjugating enzyme E2-17 kDa
Exons: 6
Coding region: 343-786 (147 amino acids)
Biological process (GO): protein polyubiquitination; ubiquitin-dependent protein catabolic process
Cellular component (GO): nucleus
Molecular function (GO): ubiquitin conjugating enzyme activity
Source: RefSeq, a predicted model, not a curated record